GCAGAUAUUUAUGAAAGACCAAAUGACACCACUCAUCUGAUAUAUUUGGGGGCAGAUGAGAUGAUUUUCAGUAAUGGGUCUGUGAUCGCCUCUUCUCGUCUGCUGUUUGGGCCAACUCAAGUCAAUCCAGAGCUUUUGAGAGGAAUCUUUUUGUCUGCAUACAAACAAAUUCCUUCGCCGAUACUAGAGAUUGACCUCAGCUACAUUGAAAAUGAACUACCAGGUGAAGAACCUCUUGAGGAAGAGAAGAACUUUAGCAGAACACCAAUGACAACACACAAAGAAACACCUUUUACGACCAUGUCCUCAAUGACCACGGCCCUCGCUUCCAGUCCUGACAUCAUAACGGAUGCUGAAUCCUUCACCAGUCACCUUCCAUCCACACACUCACCCAACAUGUCCACCUCUCUCCCAUUGGGCUCCAGUGCUGUUGUAGGAAACAUCACAAACCCAAUCCACUCCACCACCUCCAUACCCUUUAACACCACCACAAUGCCCCUAAACACCACAACCAACUCACUGAUGGAUAUUACAAGUAUUUCUACAGCACCCACUAAUUCAGUAACCAAUGGGACAACACCAGAAGUCCCCAACAGGAUCUCCACAGCAGCACCCAUUACAACAGCACCCAUCACUACAGCUUCCAAUGGCACCACCACCAUUGACACCAUCACUACAUUCCCAAAUGCCACCAUCACUGCAACCCCAAAUGGCUCCACAACUACAGCCCCCAAUAACACCACCACUGCAGCCCCCCAAAGCAGAUUCACCUCCAUUCACAGCACUGUUGGAAAAACGACAAUCAGCUCUACCAUGUUUUCAACAGCUCAGACCUCGAAGACCACAGCCAUGAACCAUUCACCUACUACGGCCAAUAUUUUGGUGCCUGGAUGGGCGGUUGCUCUGUUAGCGCUGACGGCUGUUAGCCUCUUCCUCCUCCUCAUCCUCAUCAUUCUGGUGGUGCUCUGGUGCUGUUGUCCAAAACGACGUGUUUUCGUGAAUGAAGUUGAAGAGAUGAAUCCUCCCAUGUACUUCAGUCCUGACAUCCCUAUGUAUUCAACGCAAAGCACAUUUGAUACAUCCAACGGCAAACAAGCGGAUGUCAGAGAAAAACCUCCAAUAAACCGCACAGGAAUGUACGUGGUGAACAAAUGAAGGACACAGGUUUUCUGACCCCCAGCAUUGUCCUUUCCUCUGCUUAAGAAGAACGAGGCCUGCAGAAACCCUUAUGUUGGAUGAAUAACUGUCAUACAUCUGGCACUACACAGCAGAAUGCUAAACCGACAGGGAAAUGAUUUUACAUGCCAUU
Carassius carassius (crucian carp) is the source of this 1309-nucleotide messenger RNA. Its product is annotated as mucin-2-like. The transcript has 6 exons. The record is from RefSeq and is a predicted model, not a curated record. The coding region runs from base 61 to 1155 and encodes 364 amino acids. NCBI's taxonomy places the organism in Eukaryota, Metazoa, Chordata, Actinopteri, Cypriniformes, Cyprinidae.